Chinchilla lanigera (long-tailed chinchilla) is the source of this 3237-nucleotide messenger RNA. It is a transcript of the gene Cavin2, whose product is annotated as serum deprivation response. The record is from RefSeq and is a predicted model, not a curated record. Lineage: Eukaryota; Metazoa; Chordata; Mammalia; Rodentia; Chinchillidae. Gene Ontology annotation, molecular function: protein kinase C binding. The coding region runs from base 449 to 1684 and encodes 411 amino acids. Gene Ontology annotation, cellular component: caveola; cytoplasm. The transcript is spliced from 2 exons.
ACUGGCUUUAGCCAAUCGCAGCCGGUGGAGCUGGGCCAAGUUAGCAUGUUUUCCUCCGCCCCUGGAUGAAGUCACGAUUGAAAUAUGGCAUUGGACUUAUUUUAAAAAGGGAAGGGGAGUCGGAAAGGCUGGUAACCCUGCAGCCGGGCGCUCGGUGCAGCGGAGACGGUGAGGAAGUGUGUGCAAGCCUGUGAACGCUGAGUGGUUCUCGGCCCCGUGACCUUCGCCUCCCACUGGGUGGAGCAGGGCCUUUAACAGCAGUUGGAAUGCAGCUCCCCCGAUCAGCUUAGCCAGUUGUUGCCUGUCUGAACCCCUGCCAGUCCUGGGGAGCCGCGCUCAGGGCUAAACCUGCAAGCCUUCUUCUGCACCCUGCGCUCUGCCCCUGCGUCCCCAGCACGAUCAGCUCCCAGGGAGGAAAGCCGUGCCCACCUGUCCAGCCGGUCCAGCCAUGGGAGAGGACGCUGCCCAGGCCGAAAGGUUCCAGCACCCGAGCUCCGACCUACGCCCAGAGAAGCCCUCGAGCCCCAGCCCCAUGCCCUCCUCCACGCCGAGCCCCAGCCUGAACCUGGGGUGUACGGACGAGGCCAUUCGGGACAACUCGCAGGUGAACGCCGUCACGGUGCACACGCUGCUGGACAAGCUGGUGACCAUGCUGGACACCGUGCAGGAGAACCAGCACAAGAUGGAGCAGCGGCAGAUCGGCCUGGAGGGCUCGGUGAAGGGCAUCCAGAACGACCUCACCAAGCUCUCCAAGUACCAGGCCUCCACCAGCAGCACGGUGGGCAAGCUGCUGGAGAAGUCGCGCAAGGUGAGCGCGCACACGCGCGCGGUCCGCGAGCGCAUGGACAGGCAGAGCGCGCAGGUGAGGCGGCUGGAGAGCAACCACGCCCAGCUCCUGCGGCGCAGCCACUUCAAAGUGCUCAUCUUCCAGGAAGAACAUGAGAUCCCUGCCAGUGUGUUUGUGAAGGAGCCGGCCUCCAGCGCCACGGAAGGGAAGGGCGAGCUGGAGGGCGAGAACCAGUCCCUGGAGGAGACUCUGCACACGGUGGACCUCUCCUCAGAGGACGAGCCUGCCCUUGAUGAGGAGGCCCAGGAGGACAGUGCCGAGGAAAAGACAGAAGAGAGCAGGGCAGAGAAACUGAAAAGAUCCAGCCUCCGGAAAGUGGACAGCCUCAAGAAGGCAUUUUCUCGCCAGAACAUCGAGAAGAAGAUGACCAAGCUGGGCACCAAGAUUGUCUCUGUAGAAAGGAGAGAGAAGAUUAAGAAAUCUCUCACUUCCAAUCACCAGAAGACAUCCUCUGGGGGGAAGAGUUCUCCCUUCAAGGUUUCUCCCCUCGCUUUUGGGCGAAAGAAAGUGCGAGAGGGGGAGAGCCCGGUGGAGAAUGAGACCAAGUCAGAAGAGAUGGCGUCCAAUGACCAGGAGGAGGGCUCCUUGGAAGAGGGUCAUUCCGCAGCAUCGCUGCCCAGUGCCCUGGCCGAGGGGGAGGGGGAGGGGGAGAAGGUGGGCCCGCGAAGGAGCAGCUCAGGGAUGGACAGCAAUGUGGACCUGACCAUCGUGGAAGAUGAGGAAGAGGAGCCAGCAGCCCUGGAACAGGCCCAGAAGAUGCGCCACGAGGACAGCUGCAUGCCGGCCCCAGAGGUGACAGAGCGGGCAGCCAUGCUGCAGGUGGACCAGAGCGCCUGAGCACAGCCACAGCCCCGGCAGACUCCUCCUGUCCCCAGCACUGCCGCACGCUGUCACCACCGGGCACAAGCUGUGGCCACACACUAGCAACACACACACAUGCACGAGACCAAGAAGACAAGCUGCCUGGAGCUCCACUUUUAAUGUGCACUCAGGGUCCUUUCUGUAGAAUUCCUCCAAGAUUGCCGGGAAGAGGGAAUGGAGCAAUUAAAACCGGAUCCAUUUGGCUGAGUCAGAGAACACUUAAGCUACCAAGAUGCUGGUCAUGAAAUGUGAUUUUUCUUCCUGCUCCUUCCGUCAGCUUGCUGAACUGUGUACCAGUGAUACAGUGAAUUUCUAUGGCCCUCUGUGAAUCUAAUGAUUGCCUUUUAUGUGUGUGAUACAUAAUAUGCCUAAGCGUGCAAGCUAAAAACAUAACUAUAGUUUUAAGAAGAAAACACUUACAAAAAGUAGAAGGGGUUCAGUGGGUUAUUCAGUUAAUAGAAGCCCAUUGCUUUAUUGUAAAUGAAGUUAAAAGACUGUGAUGGCCAACCAGUGAUCUAGGGUGGGUACUCAGGUCAGGUUUCAGAAAGAAAAAAAAGGAGAAAAAGUUGGAAAAUAAGAGAAAUGGGAAGCAAGAAUGCCAAAGACACGGAAGGGAAAAGGAAAUAAGUAUGAGCUUAAAAGUGAAAUAUUUGCAAUAUUAAGAUUAAUUUUUUACUCUUUAACAUGGUAAAGAAGUUCAUAUAUCCUAGAAUAACAUGUUCUGUCUCCACCAUACUUUUAUUUUCUAGUAUUUUUAAAAAAUAUAACAUUUUCUAGUGCUAAAACUGUGGGGGUUUUCCCCUUCAUAAAUAAAAGGCAUCACAAAUAUUUCUCUAAAGAAGUUCAGAAGAAUGUUGAACUUGGAAUGAAUAUAAAUCUUCAAAAAAUAAUUAAUAUGUAUGUCUUUUGUAAGAUAUUGGAUUGUACUAGUCUUUAAUUUCUCCCAAAUUUGGAAAAACCUUUAUACUCCAAAUAAGGUAGGUUUAUAAGAUGUUGCAACACACAAGUUUGGGAAGAGAACAAAGCUACUUUUUUUCUUCUCUGUACGUAACGGUAAUUUUAUUCCAGGCUGUAUUUUAUUUAUACAUUAAUUUCACUGAAUAUUAACAUGUUUCUUAACUUCUUAAAGCAUACUAGUGUUUUAUGUACAUGUGCACAUUCAUUCAGACAGGGUAGUUUGUACUGCUGCCUAACAUUGUACUGCAUAUUGCUUUAUCUAUUUUUAAUUACAAGAUGCUAACAUUUGGUUAAUUUAUAGUUUAAAGAUAGUAGCUCCAGAGAGCAAAUGCUCUACCUUUCAUAGGUACCACUAUAAGUAUUGAUAUGAGUAGAGUUUACUAAGAUUAACUAACAUUAACAAACUAUGCUUGGUUUUUAAUCAAAGGAAAAGGAUUAAUAAAAUGUACGGGUGGUAUAACUUAUUCAGCUAUGUUCUUACUUUGCAAUAAUGUUACCCCAAGUAUCGGACUGUUACAUUAACAAUGGCUGUGUUAAGGAAGAUUAAAUAAAAUAAAAAAUUUAAAAAUCCA